AUGAUAAAUUUUUUAAUUUUAAUACUUGGAGUAGUAUUAGCAGGGACUCCUUACAAUUAAAAGAAAGUGUUAGUGCUUUCUGAUAAUCCAGCAGUCUAUGUUUCCCAUUCUCAGUUUUUCAAUUUAUUGAGUAAGUAAUAUAGAGUUGAUUAUAAAAAUAUCUAAUCAAAUACAUUCAAUUUGUAAUUGUUUGGAGAAUGGCAAUAUGAUCAUCUAAUUUUAUUUAGCAGUACAGUUGAUUUAAAAGUAAGCAUUUAAGAAUUAUUGGACUUUUAUGAUUCUGGUAGAAAUAUAUUAUUAUUGGGUUCUACAGACUAAUCUAAAUAUUUUAGAAAGUUUUUAAAUAGUUUUGGAUUGGAUAUGCAUGAAUAUGUAAAAUGAAAAAUGAAUAAUUAGGGUUCAUCAGUAGUAGAUUACUUCAAUAAUAUUAGAGGUAAUUAAAAUGUUGUAACAACGAGUAAUGUGAAUAUUCUGAAUGUAGAUAAACCAAUUGCUUAUUAAGGAGCAGGAUUAUCAAUGACCCCUUAUGAAACAUUUUAAGUAUUUGGUUUAGUGAGAGGAUCAGAAACAGCAUUUUCAGGUCCUAAUUUAAGUCAUAAUAUUAUAUAUGUUGGAGCAACUUAAGGUAGAAAUAAUGCAAGAUUUGUGGCUACAGGAUCUUGGGAAAUAUUAAGUGAUGAAUUUCUUAAUAAUUCUAAUUUGGGAAAUUAGAUGUUAGCAGAAGAGAUUAUUAGAUGGGGUUUCGGAUAAUCAAAAAUAUUAAAGGCAGAAAAUUUAAUACAUAGAAGAUUAGAUUCAGAUGAUAUCAAACCUUAUAAUUAUAGAUUGAGAGAAGAUUGCUAUUUCUCUAUUGAUAUUUAUGAAUGGGAUUAUCAAAAUGAUUAAUGGAUUCCUUAUGUUUCUACAGAUAAUGAUGUUUUAUUAGAAUUUGUAAUGUUGGAUCCAUAUUAUAGAGUACCAUUAAAGAAAGGAUAAGGACCUAAAUAUGAAUUAUCUUUUAAAGUAAUUAUAAAACUAUAAUACAAUAGAUUCCAGAUGUAUAUGGUGUAUUUUAAUUUAAAAUAAAUUAUUUAAAACCUGGAUAUACAUUUUUAAAAAUAGCUGAAAAAAUAACUGUAAGACCAUUUAGACAUGAUGAAUAUGGAAGAUAUUUGGUUUAAGCCUUACCGUAUUAUUUUUCAAGCUUUGGAACCAUGGCUGGAUUUGUUGUAUUUCUAAUUGCAUUUUUAUUAAAUAAAUGA
This is a messenger RNA of Paramecium sonneborni, 1241 nucleotides long. The record is from the annotation of a GenBank genome assembly. NCBI's taxonomy places the organism in Eukaryota, Ciliophora, Oligohymenophorea, Peniculida, Parameciidae.